GUAAAAGAAAAGCUACAAGGACAUGAAUCAUGUCCAGCAUUUGAUUUGUGGCUGUAAGAGGUACUAUGGCCCCCUGUUCCGUACUGGAUCAUGUAAUGAGAGAGAGUACGUAGAUAGAAAGAGAUAGCACGCAGUAGCAAAGCAAAGCAAUAAUGGGAGUGAGACGAUGGUUUUGUUCAUGGAUUCCGUUUCUGGCGAUGGUGAUUGUGGAGUGCCUUGACGUUGGGUUGACCACACUUGGCAAAGCAGCCAUGUCAAGAGGGAUGAACCACUUUAUUUUUGUUGUCUACUCAAAUGCUCUUGCCACUUUGAUCCUCCUCCCUUCUUCUUUCUUCAUCAACAGGAACAGAACUACAACACCACCUCUUUCUUUCUCGCUUCUUUGCAAAUUCUUCCUCCUUGCCCUUGUUGGCAUAACUGUGAUGCAGAAUUGUGUUUUCACUGGCAUAAGCUACAGCUCUCCCACUCUUGGAUCUGCUAUGAGCAACUUGACUCCAGCAAUUACUUUUUUGCUGGCUGUCAUAUUCAGGAUGGAGAAAUUUGAAAUUAGGAGCUCCAUAAGCCAGAUCAAGAUGCUGGGAGCCGUGGUGUCCAUAUCAGGAGCAUUACUCGUCACCCUUUACAAGGGAAGUCCGAUUGCUGGCUUUCAAAUUCAACCAUUACAACAAAUGCUUUCAGAGACUACCAAUUGGGUCAUUGGUGGCCUCUUUCUUGCCAUUGCAUCUACAUCCCUUGCAAUCUGGAAUAUUGCUCAGGCAGCAAUUCUUAAAGGAUACCCCUCUCAGUUGACCAUUAUAGCCUUCUACUGCCUGUUUGGAACCAUCCAAUGUGCAAUACUUUCCUUGAUCGUAGUCAGAGAUCCAAAUGCCUGGAAACUAAGGCCUGACAUUGAGCUCACCACCAUAUUCUAUUCAGCAAUUUUCGGAAGUGUGGUCACUUUUUCUGUAUUGACCUGGUGCAUAAAUAAAAAAGGACCAGUAUUUGUGACCAUGUUCAAGCCUUUGGGGAUUGCAAUUGCUGCAUUCUCAAGUGUUGUCUUCCUUGGUGAAACACUUCCUGUUGGCAGGACUAUUGGUUUGAUGGUAAUCAUCAUCGGAUUUUACACAGUACUUUGGGCACAAUCCAAAGAAGAAAUUGGAGAAGGCAUCGAUGUAGAUAGACAAUCAUCCCUGUCUGCACAAGCAAGUCCUCUACUAGAGUCACCAUGAAAGCAAUGUUUCAGGCACAACCACUGAUCCAAGUUGAAUAUAAUUCAACAGAUAUCACUUAUGAAAGAACAUAUCUUUUUUUCAGGAAAAUUUUACCAAUUUAUCGUUCUAUUUUGUAUUACCCCUCAGGUAAGUCAAAAAAAGACAUCACAUUGGUGAAAGGAAUGAAAACUCUACAUUGCUCACCUCCCUCAAUUCAAAAAAACUAAAUGUCCCGCAAGACGGUUGUAAA
This is a messenger RNA of Arachis duranensis, 1440 nucleotides long. RefSeq names its product WAT1-related protein At3g28050. Bases 153 to 1208 code for a protein of 351 amino acids. Gene Ontology annotation, molecular function: transmembrane transporter activity. Gene Ontology annotation, cellular component: plasma membrane. NCBI's taxonomy places the organism in Eukaryota, Viridiplantae, Streptophyta, Magnoliopsida, Fabales, Fabaceae. The transcript is spliced from 7 exons. The record is from RefSeq and is a predicted model, not a curated record.